AUGGGGCAUCAUAUGGCUUCUUUAAAUCUUCCCAGGGCUUCGUCAAGGGGACCCCUUUCUCCUGCGCUGUUUAUCAUUGGGGCUGAGGUGUUGUCGAGUGCCUCAGUGAAGUCUUUGAGGUUAGUGAAGCAGGUGCUAUCUGAGUAUGAGGCGGUUUCCGGGCAAAGGAUUAAUGCGAGGAAGAGCUGUUUUUUGGUGCACCCGAAGGCCUCUUCUUCCAAGCGAUUGGGAAUUCAGAGGGUCACGGGGUUCUCAUAUAAAACAUUUCAGAUUAAAUACCUUGGUUUUCCUCUUUAUUGUGGGCGGAGAAAGAAAGAUUUUUUUGGGGGUAUGUGUCAAACUGUCCUCCUGCGAUUGCUGUCCUGGCAGAAUAGGUUGUUGUCGCAUGGUGGGAGGAUUGUGUUGUUGAAACAUGUCCUUCUGCUAUGCGCGACAUACAUGUUGAUGGCGGCUUCGCCCCCAAAAUCUGUUUUCAAGGAGAUUGAAGGGGGGGUUGGCUUCCGUCUUCUAGAGGAUAUUUACAGGGCCUUCUCCAUCAAGUUAUGGUGGAAUUUUCGUUCCAGGUCAUCCUUGUGGGCCUCAUUUAUGCAUGCAAAGUUUUGCCGCAUGGCGCACCCCAACCUGGUAUUUUCUGAGAAAGGGUCAGAGGGAUGGAGAAGGAUGGUGAAAGUCCGAGUUCUGGCGGAGAGGCACAUUGGAUGGAUCGUUCGGUCCGAGAGCUCUAAUUUUUGGUUUGACAAUUGGCUAGGAACUGGAGGACUGGCAGCCCGGCUGGAUAGCGUGUCGGACCACAAGGUGGCGGACUUUGUGCAAAACGGUGCCUGGGACAUUGGCAGAAUUUCACAAUGGGUACCUCCGGGUAUUGUUGCGGAGAUUGGCCGAAUUCUCCCACCUAAAGGGUCGCUUCCUGACCUAAUGAUUUGGCAACUGGAGCCAUCGGGUUGUUUUACGCUCAAGACGGCUUUUAGCUUGAUCCAGCAUCAUUCUGGGUCUUCGCCACUAUUUAAUCGUAUUUGGCAUCCAGGGGUGCCUCUGAGGGUUUCGUUUUUCCUUUUGCGGCUAUUACGGGACCGACUCCCCUUGGAUUGUUCGUUAUGGAGGUUGGGGAUACAUGGACCCUCUCGUUGUUCGUGCUGCCCAUCUCCUAAGAUUGAGGCUACAGAGCAUGUGUUUGGUGCUGGGGUUAUGGCACAGUAUGUUUGGAGGUUCUUCGGGGCUCCGGUUGGGGCUCGUAACGAGAUGAAGUACGAGGGUAAGAGGUUUGUGGGGGCACAGGUAUGUCGAUUAAUCUUUUCAGAGAUGAUUCAGUGGUUCAGGAUUCAAUUUCCGGACUGCCAGGUUCCGUCAUGGUCGUGGGAUCAGUUCUAUUUGGCCAUAUCGACAUGGAAAACGGUGUUUUCCCAUAGGUUGGUUAGAUGGGUGCGUCCUGUCCACGGAAGUCUAAAGCUUAACACGGACGGUUGUUCUAAGGGUAACCCUGGCUUGAGUGGAGGAGGGGGUACUUCGUGA
Coffea arabica (coffee) is the source of this 1509-nucleotide messenger RNA. NCBI's taxonomy places the organism in Eukaryota, Viridiplantae, Streptophyta, Magnoliopsida, Gentianales, Rubiaceae. The record is from RefSeq and is a predicted model, not a curated record.